UGAGUUGUAGCCCCGCCUCUUGCGGCGCUGUGCUAUGGCGGAAUUGGACAUAGGACAGCACUGCCAGGUGGAGCAUUGCCGGCAGCGAGAUUUUCUCCCAUUUGUUUGUGAUGGUUGUUCAGGAGUAUUUUGCCUUGAACACAGAAGCAGGGAGUCACACAGCUGUCGUGAGGUGACCAUAAUCAAUGAGAGACUGAAGUCGGAUAAGCCCACGUCUUACCCAUGCUCAUUCAGGGACUGUGCUGAAAGAGAGCUUGUGCCAGUUAAAUGUCCUUACUGUGAGAAGAAUUUUUGCCUGAGGCACCGUCAUCAGUCGGAUCAUGAAUGUGAAAAACUGGAAAUUCCUAAGCCUCAUAUGGCUGCCACUCAGAAACUUGUUAAAGACAUUAUUGAUUCUAAGACAGGAGGGACAGCAAGUAAACGAAGGAAAGGUGCAAAAAACAGUGAAACGGCUGCAAAGGUAGCGCUGAUGAAAUUAAAGAUGCAUGCUGAUGGAGAUAAGUCAUUACCACAGAAAGAAAGAGUUUACCUUCAGGUUUUCUUACCUAAGGGGAGCAAAGAGAAGAGCAAACCAAUGUUCUUUUGCCACCGAUGGAGCAUUGGAAAAGCCAUAGACUUUGCGGCUUCUUUAACCAGUCUUAAAAAUGACAAUAAUAAAUUAACAGCUAAGAAAUUAAGGUUAUGUCACGUUACUUCAGGAGAAGUCUUACCCUUGGAUCAUACUUUGGAAACCUGGAUCGCUAAGGAGGAUUGCCCUUUGUAUAAUGGUGGAAAUAUUAUCUUGGAAUAUCUUAAUGAUGAAGAACAGUUUUUAAAAAAUGUUGAUUCCUAUUUGGAUUAGUCAUGUAAGGAUUCAAGCCAGAAAUGAUGAGGAAAAUUCUGUUAAGUCCAUUUCUUUUACUACACAUAUCACAUAUGUUUAUUCCUAAAAGUUCCCUUUUAAUUUAUUUCCAUUAUGUCAUUUCCAUUAUCAAUUUUCAGUUAAAUUGAAUUUGAGUUUUUGUGUUUUAAGCUAUGAACUGACAUUCAAUUAUUAGCAAAUUUUUGUAUUUAACUAGCUUUUAUUAGGUUAUGGUUAGUAACAACAAAAAAGGUAUAUUUCAUUUAUUUUAAUGUCAGCUGUUGAUUGGUUGACUCUGCUGCAUAUCACCGUUACUCUAGGAUCUAAGCUGAAGGAAGGAAUGACUGCAUUUUGGAUAUUGCUACUUUUACGACAGAGGAAGAAAGAGCUGACUUUUAGAAGAUACACGUAACAUGGCUAAGCCUAGCAUCAUGAGGCCAGGAAGUAUAGCCUUAACUGUAUGUCAAUAUGUGUAAAUUGAUGUGUGUACAUGAAUCAUAGAAACUUACAAGAGUGAAUGAGAUGGUCUCCAAGUUUUUGGAUGAGGAAUCUCAGGCUUAGGAAGAGGAAAUGGUUUUCUUGGUGUCCCCUAACUGCUUUGGGGCAUAUCUCUCUGAUAAAGAUCCUCUUGCAAUAGGAUUUACCUUUAUUUAUGUAAAUGUAUUACAAAUGAGAGGAAAGGUGAGGUAGCACAACUUCAUUACAGUGUCUUUAUAUCAAUGCAAAAUACAUGCCAAAAAUAACUAUUUUUAAAAUGAUGUGUCUGAUUGGGGCGCCUACGUGGCUCAGUCAGUUAAGUGUCCAACUUUGGCUCAGGUCACCAUCUCACCAUUCAUGAAUUCGAGCUCCACGUUGGGCUCUGUGCUGACAGCCCAGAGCCUGGAGCCCGCUUCAGAUUCUGUGUCUCCCUCUCUCUCUGCCCCUCCCCUGCUCGUGCUUGCUCGCGCUCACUCUCUCGCUCUCAAAAAUAAACUUAAAAAAAUAUAUUUAAA
Molecule: messenger RNA, 1833 nt
Organism: Acinonyx jubatus (cheetah)
Lineage: Eukaryota; Metazoa; Chordata; Mammalia; Carnivora; Felidae
Gene: ZFAND1
Product: zinc finger AN1-type containing 1
Exons: 8
Coding region: 35-841 (268 amino acids)
Biological process (GO): cytoplasmic stress granule disassembly
Cellular component (GO): cytoplasmic stress granule; cytoplasm
Molecular function (GO): zinc ion binding
Source: RefSeq, a predicted model, not a curated record